GUCUAGUUCUUUAUAACUACUUAGUCACUAUCCGCCUCUUCCUUGUUUACUCACGCGAUGACUUUGUAGGACAGAUUCUGAGAUACAGUGCAGAUCUACCGUUCAUGGGAGUACCUCAAUCUCCUCCCCUGCAAAGUCUCCUACCAAACGAAACCACACCUCUCCAAUGGCCACCCAACUACCGGCUGCGCUCAAGGCGGCAGACAUCUCUCGCUUCGCACACCGAGCGGCACAGCUUGAGAAGCCCAAGCCUAUCAUAGCCUACUGGUGUAUGGAAAAGAUCAAGCAGAGUUUCUGCGUGGUGGUGGACGUUUCAUGUUGACGCAUCGCACAGGUGAAUACUGGAUCAUCAAUCAGAUCCUCGCCAAAGGUCUACACAACACCGACCAAGAAUGUCUGGCUUAUACUACCACAUUGAUGGACAAGCUUGAACAAUUCAAAGCCGAACACGCCGAAGAAGCCGCCGUCACGGACGAUGUCGCCGGGAAAGCCUACGUGGAACAAUUUGGCCUGGAAACAUUCGAAAGAGCCGACAACGCGAUACGGGCCAACAAAGCCUCGAGGCAGACUGCAGAUACGUUUCAAGCGUCGGCCACUUUCCUCGAUCUGCUCCAGAUAUGGGGUCCUUUAGACACAGAGAUUGCCGCCAAGGUCAAAUACGCAAAAUACCACGCGUUGAGGAUAGCCAAAGCACUGAAAGCGGGCGAGGACCCCAACCUUUCCAACCCUAAACCGGAAGAGACUCCGGCCGCAGAAGAAGCUCUUCCCGAGCUGGAUCCAGACGACGCGGACGUGCGAGCGCUCGAGGGAAAAACACCAACUAAAAAGUCACGGCAGCCAUCGGUGGUCGAGGUGCCGGAUGAGGCUGAUCGGAUCCAAAAGAUGCUGGCCCAGAGAUCUCUUCAAGAUGAGUCACUGCACCCUUCGAGAGAAACGUCUAUGCCACCACCGCCGAUAAAGAAAGGUCGCCAACCUUCUGUCGUUGAAGUACCUGAUGAGGCAGACCGUAUACAACACAGACUCGCCCACCAGUCGGUAAUGGACGAGUCUCUCCAUCCCUCGCGUGCCCCGUCACUACCGCAAUCUCCAGGAAACGACGUAUCCCCAAUCGCCGCACAAGACGCGGCAGCCUUCUACACAAACCAGGCCGAACCGAGCGACAUCUCACCCCUAGACCCUCCCACGGAACGAAAGCAAUCUGUUGGGGGCAACUACUUUCCUCGCAUCCCUUCUCCGCCAUCGGCGCCGGCGCCUGGCCUACCUUCAUCUCGCACAGAAGUUGGCGGUCUACCUCCUGAAUUACUGCCUUCGGCACCAACAGACGUGGAUAUGGACCUCGGAGGAGGAGGAGACAGCGGUGCAGGCGCCGCAUCUUCUGACCUGCCAUCGGCAGCCCCUCCUCCCGACUCGACCUUGACCACAGGCCGAGGCGAACUCGCCGCGCUCAACAACCGAUUCCGACAAUCGCCUCCACCGCCACCACAUAGGCACGGCCAAUUCCUUCCUCAGGUCGACCCGGGCCAGACGACUCAGAUUCCACCCAACUUCCUACCUCAAGCUCCACCGCCGCAAGUGCCUCAGAACCCUCCUCAACUUCGCGAGCUCAAGGGACCAGUACCUCCCGUACCACAGUCCCAACAACCUCCUCCGCUUGCGGCUGCAGCCCAGUCAGUGUCUACUCCCGCGCCAGCACCGGUUGUCAACACUGGCGACGUCGACGAUCAAGCCAUGAUGAAGGCGCAGAAACAUGCCCGAUGGGCCAUUUCUGCGCUGAACUUUGAGGACGUCCCCACCGCGGUUCGAGAACUACGAGAAGCAUUGGCCACUUUAGGGCAGAGGUAAAGAGUCAACCUAAGCCUUUGGAAAACGUGGGUUGGAAAGUUGUCGCGUAUGAUUUGGGGAGCCAUGGAAGUGUGAGCCACACUACGAGUACUCUGGACAAGGUCCGCAGCGAGGGAAAGAGUCAUCUUCUCCUCACUCGUAUGAGUUCGUAUCCUUGCGGCUGCUGUUUGCUCUCUCUCACGGUCGGAUCACCCAAACGAAGGGGCAACACGAGACGGAAAAAGGGCAAAACCUUCAUACUCCAAUUUUUUUCCGUACGUACCUGUAUCUUUUGAUCCUGGGAUGACGAUCGAAGCCGGCCCUUUUUACACCCGUAAUGUCCAGGUACACCAAGGCUCAUCAUGUAUUUCGUUGUACGGGGAACGGCAAGGCCCCGGGCUCCGGCUCACAAGGCGAAUUCGUUUGGAUCCGGACAGACUUGCAAGGGAACCAAUGCAACACAAAUCAACAACAAAGUACCUAAUCACGACAUGUACAUGCAUGUAAAAUGGAGGAGAUCCGACCCUUUUUUUUUAAUUCUGUUCAUCUCCAUAUCCAACCAUGGAAUGUCGCAAAUGCCAGCGUUGACCGUCGUUAGCUACUGUAUGAUACUUACGUAAGGUUCCUAGGUAUUCAUGGCAAAUCUGG
This is a messenger RNA of Exophiala oligosperma, 2469 nucleotides long. RefSeq lists its product as hypothetical. Bases 316 to 1842 code for a protein of 508 amino acids. Lineage: Eukaryota; Fungi; Ascomycota; Eurotiomycetes; Chaetothyriales; Herpotrichiellaceae. Gene Ontology annotation, biological process: late endosome to vacuole transport via multivesicular body sorting pathway. Gene Ontology annotation, cellular component: multivesicular body. The record is from RefSeq and is a predicted model, not a curated record. The transcript has 2 exons.